AAAGUGAUUUGACCAACAGUAAAUAUUGCAAUUUGCAACCAACCUCCCGCCCUCGCAGAAUUUCGAAACGGUUCCCACUUUUCAAACCCUCAACAAUGGCGUUACAAUGUUGAGAGAGAAACCCAAAUUUCAUCCCCAAAUUCACCGGGAAUCAGAGUGAAUAAACCCUAAUUUUGUCGGCAAUUGAAAUUCCUUCACCGGAACAAAUUAUGGGAGUGCGAACUGAAACUGAGGGUUCCGAUCUUGUGGACCCACUCGCCGACUACUCUUCUUUAUCUCUCUUCCCUCGUACCUUCAGUUCUUUAUCAACAUCAUCUUCAUCUUCUAUCGAUCUUCGUAAACCUAAUUCCCCGAUUUUGAACUCUAUUCUCACUCAUCUCAAGGCUAAAGUGUUAAGCAGUCCUGACAAGAUGUUGAAGCAGGCAAAGCCCAUCUUAGAAGACAGUUUGAACUUCUUAAAAACUGAUAAAACUGAAGCUAUUGCAGAAAAUGAAAAAGUUCCCCGAGAGAGGAGACCUGCUUUAGGACUUAAGCGGGCUAAGUUUUCUGCAAAACCCAUGCCAAGUCAGCCUGAUGCAAGUCUGGAAUUUAGCAUAGACGUUGAUAAGCUGAGUGAUCCAGAAGAAUUAUUUUCAGCCUUUGAAAGGAUGGAAAAUGCCAAAAAGGAGGUGCAAAGACUAAGAGGUGAACCACUCUUCGACUUGGAUCAAAAUCGUGCAUCUUUGGCUCGAAGGCCUCGGCGGCCUAGCCUUCUGGGGAGGUCAUCCACCUACACACACCGCCCUUACUCUUCAAAGUCAAUGGCUGAUGUUGAUGAGACCCUUUUGCCCUCUCAAGAGACUAUUUAUGAUGAAAUACUAAGCCCUACUCGUGAUGAUGUCUUACCACAUGCUAAUGUUGUGAAUCAUUCGCCAUCUGUGAUAUUGUCUGAUUCCAAAUCUAGGACAACUAGCAAAGUCAGCGAGUUUGAUGAGCUGUUAUCUUCUAAUUAUGAGGGUUUAGAUGAAGAUGAAGUAGAGAAUCUCCUUAGAGACAAACUGCAGAUCAAACCUGUAGAAAUUGGUAAAGCGGCCCUUCCUAACUGGCGUGUUCAGCUUCGUGAAUCAAUGACUUCAAGCUUAGCCUUGCCAAAGGUGAAUAAUAUGGUAUCUCAUCGAAGUGCUGCGAGAAAAGCUGUUAGGAGCAGUGACAAAGUAUCUCCUGCAAAAUCCCAAAGUCCAUUGGCUUCCAUCUCAUUGUUGAAUAGACACAUUGCAAAACGCACCCCAUCAAAAGACCCAUUCUCACCCAUUCACAUCAACUCAUCACCAGCAGAGGCUACAAUUCCUGCUAGAGAGCCUGAAAAUAGGGCGGAUCAAGCUGGGGAAUCUGAUGAGAUUGAUGCAAGGAAGAAUUCAUGUGCAUUUAGUACAUCUCCAGCACAUGGAGAAGAAAAUAUUGCAGUUUCCAUUCAGGAUUCUUUUGUCUCUAUGGAGAAGGAUGUAGAUACUAGUAGCGAGCCUAAUGAAAAGGAGGAUCUGAUUGGCCAAUUAGAUCAAAUUGGUAAUAAGAAAGAUUUGUGUGAGUUUGGAAGAUCUCCAGUACAUGAAGAAGAAAGCGUUGCAGUCUCUGGUCAGGACUCACUUGCUUUGGCAUCAAAGAAUGUAGUUCCAACUAAUGAGCCUGAAAAACAGGACGAUGAGCAGGAUGUGCCUGCAGCCGAGUUGCCUGUAAGACAACUUCUUUUCGAAGGCCUUGAUAUGGAGGAACCAACUUCUGGCGGAGGUGAGGGGGUGCAUUUGGGAGAACUCGUUGAAAAAGGUGGGACUUGUGAACCAUCGACUAGAGAAAACUGUUCUGUUGAAGAGCUAAACGUUUCUGUUGAAGAGCUGAACGUUUCUGUUGAAGAGCCUACCACGGAAAGAGUAGCAUCUUCCAAGAGGAAAUCGAAAGAGUUAGGGAUAUCAACGGCACCAUCUGAAGCAGGUGUUUUUGAAGAAGGAAUGCAAGCAGAGAAGUCUCAGUCGGAUGCACUUGUUUCUAGUGAAGGUAGGAGUAAAAAGAGGAAAGUACAAGGUGCUCAACCAAGACGGAGCAAAAGGGAUUUGCAGCAACGAAGAACCAGCUUAUAUUGUGCUGGUACAAAAUGGGAAGCUGGAGUUAGGCGAAGUACAAGGAUAAAGAUGAGACCAUUGCAGUACUGGAAAGGUGAACGGUUUUUGUACGGACGUGUUCAUGAAAGUCUAGUGACUGUGAUAGGGGUGAAGUAUGCUUCGCCGUCAAAGGAUACCGAAGAAGCUGGUGUCAAGGUGAAGUCUUUUGUUUCUGAUAAAUACAAAGAUAUGGUUGAGUUUGCUUCCCUACAUUGAAGUAGAUGGAAUAAGUUGUAGUUGUAUUGUUGUAAGUAUAAAAAUAUGAACUUAUGUCUAUUUGAUCCCAUCAAAUAGUUGCCGAUCUUUGAUGUUUGUUCAGGCUCUCGGACGACGUUCGUCUUGUAGACAUGAUCCCUCAUAUUAGGAUUUUUUUUUUCAUUUUCUAGCUUUAGAUUAUGACAUCUAAAACAACUAGCAAAAAUUUUGAGAUUACUCAAUCUCGUUAAAUGUACUUGUUUGUACUUUUUAAAUCGUUAGUAUAAGAAAUGGUCAUAAUUUUGAUA
Beta vulgaris subsp. vulgaris (sugar beet) is the source of this 2635-nucleotide messenger RNA. RefSeq lists its product as uncharacterized. The transcript has 12 exons. Gene Ontology annotation, molecular function: centromeric DNA binding. Gene Ontology annotation, biological process: attachment of mitotic spindle microtubules to kinetochore; spindle attachment to meiosis I kinetochore; kinetochore assembly. Lineage: Eukaryota; Viridiplantae; Streptophyta; Magnoliopsida; Caryophyllales; Amaranthaceae. Gene Ontology annotation, cellular component: kinetochore. The record is from RefSeq and is a predicted model, not a curated record. The coding region runs from base 210 to 2348 and encodes 712 amino acids.